Molecule: messenger RNA, 2922 nt
Organism: Strongylocentrotus purpuratus (purple sea urchin)
Lineage: Eukaryota; Metazoa; Echinodermata; Echinoidea; Camarodonta; Strongylocentrotidae
Product: D(2) dopamine receptor A-like
Exons: 1
Coding region: 1006-2205 (399 amino acids)
Biological process (GO): G protein-coupled receptor signaling pathway
Cellular component (GO): membrane
Molecular function (GO): G protein-coupled receptor activity
Source: RefSeq, a predicted model, not a curated record
AAUUAUGGAUUAAAUUCAAUGCUCAAAUAUUAUUGUAGUUAAAUGACUCCACGUCGAAUCUUCAACCUGGCUUUCAAAUAAUCACAGGGCAAUGGAUAGCGCGGACAUUCAUCCUGCGUGGAAUGCAUCAGAAGAAAGCUCUAAAACAGAGAACGAUUUCUUGGACGUGGAUGACAGGUCUGCAGCAGAAGAUCUACGAGAAGAAUAAUGAUCUACUUUGAUUAAGCUCGAGGAGUCCAUGUGAAUCUCGUCUCACGUGCCCGGAUACAAACGUCACAUUAACUUAAUUUUUCGUAACGUUAGAUUCAGGUGAACAAGAGUUUCAUUAGGGAGACAAAGAACGUGUAAUGAAGGGCACAGGUGGUUAUGUAUGAUUGCCGAUACACUGUUAAAACAAAUAAAGACGAUGAAAGAUUGUUAUCUAACUUAUGAACAGUCGUCGGAUACAUGUCCUCAUGCAAGUUGGUUCGGCGUAGACGGGAAGCUGAUUUUUAGGAUCACUCGAUAGUUUGGUGCCAUCACCUCUGGAACUGACUUGUUUGAAAACUGCGGACAGAACACAAACCUCAUUUAAUCGACACUAAUGUACGAGUUUACAGACUUCGAAAGAUUUCGGAUGGAAGGUUAAUUGGGUUCUACUCCGUGUUAUGUACCUCAGCUUAUAUUUACAGCGAUGAGAUUUGAUUGUUUACGUCAGGCAUCGAUCAUCUUCGUUAAACAAUCUUGAUCGGGUUCGAACCGAGGAUUUGUCGGCUCAUUAGAAAUGACAGAGAUCUAAUCACUCACAUAUGAACAUAGAUUUUUGUUGGAUUCUAAGAUGAUGGCGUCAAUACUAAUAAAAUGGUGCUUAUAAAGUGCUUUCCAUCGAAGUCUUUAAACGCUAUGAUUACAUGAUUUAGAUAAAAACCGUGAGAACUUAUGGAUUGAUUUCAAAGCUCAAAUAUUAUUGUAGUUGAGUGACUCCAAGUCGAAUCUUGAACCUGGCUUUCAAAUAAUCAAAGGGAAAUGGAGAGCGCGGACAUUCAUCCUGCGUGGAAUGCAUCAGAAGAAAGCUCUAAAACAGAGAACGAUUUCUUGGACGUGGAUGACAGAUCUGCAACAGAGGUGAUACUGUCAAUAUUUACAAUGGGCUUAAUCAUAGUUCUUAGCAUAUCUGGGAACAUUUUUGUGUUGGCGGCAAUUGUUCGGGAACGCGUUCUUCAUAGCAAGACUUCUAUCUUCAUUGCAAGCUUAGCCAUUGCAGAUCUAAUUAACGCCAGUCUGAACAUGCCUACUAUAUUAGUAAGUUGUAUAUAUGACAAGUGGAUAUUUGGUGAAAUUAUUUGUGCCGCUAUCGGUGUUUCGGUCGUUACAGCAUGCACGGCAAGUAUCAACACAUUGGGAGCAAUAGCAAUUGAUCGUUAUUUCGCCAUCGUGUACCCAUUUAAAUAUUCGGAGCGCAUGUCGGCCUGUCGCGUUGCCGCCAUUUUGGUCUGGAUUUGGACACAGUCUGUAUUAUUCGGUCUCAUGCCUGCGUUCGGUGUGUCGGAGUUCGUUUACAUUGAAUCGGAAUAUCUCUGCUCCGCUGACUGGUCUACCCAUUUGUCCUAUACGAUCAUCAUCGUCCUGGUGAACAUGGGAGCCCCAAUAAUACUGAUGACCUACUCCUACAGACACAUAUUUCGGAUUGCGUCCGCGCAUCGCAAGCAGAUGAGGACACGGCAUAAUUUAAACGAGUCUGGCGCGGAUGUCCCAACGGGCAGGAAUCGCACAACCGUCAUAGCUUUCACAAAGAGAGCAAAACAAUUGCGACAGGACACCAAAGCUGCUACAACUCUCUUGAUAGUCAUGGGUACGUUUCUAAUCUGUUGGCUACCACAUACGAUCACGAUGCUAUGCUUCGCCUUCCCAUCCUGCACCGCUAUUCCUGAGGGCUUCUACGUCGUGUCCACCUGGUUUGCCAUGUUAAAUUCUGCCUGCAAUCCUUUUAUUUACUGCAUAACGAACAAACAGUUUCGACAGGCUUUCAAACGUACCUUCGCUCAAAUGUUGCCGGCAUCUUGGAAGAGGAGAAUGGAUCGACGCGUAAACCCAGAUCCGACAUUAGGGACAACAGCGACAGUUAAAGCUCCGAAUUCAAACAUCUCUAUUUAUUCACAUGAUCUUAGUCACACGGAUGACAAUAUUCAUUCUCAUACACCAACAAUUAUUGCAGACUGUUUAUAGACCAAUUUACAAAUGAUUAGUCAGAAUGGGCAGAUAACGGUCGCUUGAGAGUAAGUUUGGCAGUUGAACAGGAUUGUAUUACUCGGGUCAUUCAAAAUGAUAUUUAGAAAACAGAUCGUUAUGUUCUGCUAAAACAAAUGACAACCGUGUGAUUUGAACUUAAAGAAGGAAAUAGUAUUGUCCAUUGAUACAACUAUGAAAUUCUUAUGCAAGUUGCACAAGAGGUGUCAUUCUGAUUGCGUUAUCAUACUUGCGAUAGUCGAGCCUUUGAACAAAUUCUGUAAACGAUUAAGGUGCCUGAUGGUGCUCUUCUUACUGCAGUAAACUAGCAUGAAUCGCCUCGAAGCUUAACUAUAAAAUUGAGUUCUGGUCAUUUUGCGUUGUAAAAUCAAUUGUGUGGAAUCGAAUUAAAAAGGAUGAUCAUUUUCAGUAGCAGAUAAGUAGUGGUGUAUACUGUGAAGUUUUGAUAAGAAGUUGGCCCAGUCUUACUAAAAGUCUUAAUCACAGUACACAGAAAUGUAUAUAUAGGACUACACAAACAUAUGGCAUGAAUUAAGUGUGGUCCACAACCUUUAGCUGUUACUUGUCAUAAUUUGAAUAUGAGGGCAUUUAAAGAGCCGUUAUUUUUCAGGGGACACCUUUUCGGAAUGACAAAAGCUUUCAAGUUAUGUUUUAAUAUUUCCAGAACUCAAUCUUCUUAUUUAAGGAUGAGAUAGU